This is a messenger RNA of Cataglyphis hispanica, 1174 nucleotides long. RefSeq names its product achaete-scute complex protein T3-like. The record is from RefSeq and is a predicted model, not a curated record. Gene Ontology annotation, cellular component: RNA polymerase II transcription regulator complex. The transcript has a single exon. Gene Ontology annotation, biological process: regulation of neurogenesis; sensory organ development; positive regulation of transcription by RNA polymerase II. Gene Ontology annotation, molecular function: protein dimerization activity; DNA-binding transcription factor activity, RNA polymerase II-specific; RNA polymerase II transcription regulatory region sequence-specific DNA binding. NCBI's taxonomy places the organism in Eukaryota, Metazoa, Arthropoda, Insecta, Hymenoptera, Formicidae. The coding region runs from base 279 to 1160 and encodes 293 amino acids.
CAGAAUCGUACCGAGAGCAUCGAGGGUGCGGUUUUAUUUUUCUUCCCACGCUUGUCUAUUCGUUCGGUCAAUCGAGUAAAAUAAAUUUACGCUUCUCCGUUUACGUUUCCCCUCAUCUUUUACGCGAUCGCGCGUACUACGAGGUGUGGACGGGUCGCAUCGGACUUACCUCGACGAAGUUUCUCUUCGAUAUAUCGAACAGUGCAGUCUACGAAGGUCGCCUGGCACGCGCUACCACGAUUCCUGCUUCUGGGUGGUGGGGGAUUCGGACCCGUGAUAUGACUUUAGUGGGGCCCAAGGAGGAAAGCGUCCUACCCAUCAUGCUGAGUGUACAGCAGCAGCAUCAUCAUCACGGCCUUCACGCUACUUCGAGCGCGCAGACCCAUCGCGGCAACGUGAUUGUCUCUACCAGCGGCAUGCCGACCAAUAAUAGUAGCCUGCAACAUGGAUGCAAGCGCUCCAAGAUCUACGGCCAAUCCAGUGGGCCUUACGGCACGGUACCGCAUCAGCCUGCCUCAGUGGCCAGACGAAAUGCACGAGAGCGCAAUAGGGUGAAGCAGGUAAACAAUGGGUUCGCCACUCUCAGGCAACACAUACCGCAGACGGUGGCGCAGGCGUUGGGUAGCAGUACAGCCGGGACUCACGGUGGAUCCAGAGCCGGCAGCAAGAAGCUGUCUAAGGUAGAAACCUUGAGAAUGGCGGUGGAGUACAUCAGGAGUCUUCAACGUCUCCUGGAGGAGCACGACGGCGGUUCCGAAUCGAGCGGAUCUUCGCCCACCUCUUCCACGUCCUCCAAUUCACCCGCAUGUGGUUCUGACAAUGGGAUCGGCGGUGAUUCCGGUCAUCCGGCAGAGUUGAGACUACGUGGUGGCAUCACCGGCGAAAUACGUCAUCACGGUAGCCUACACGAUUCUGAUCUACACCAUCAUCAACAUCUCCGGCAGAAUUCGAGCCCGACUUUCGUUCCCACAACAUGUUCAGAGGCGUCGAGCUCGCCGACGCCGAGCUUCGUCUCCGAAACCUCGUCAGCUGGAAGUCAAGGUUACGGCACCUCUGGCACGCUUUAUACCGCGUAUUCUGACAGUUACGACAAUCACGAGCCGAUGAGUCCAGAGGACGAGGAGCUACUGGAUGUCAUCACUUGGUGGCAGAAUCAAUGAGACGACGCCUACGU